Messenger RNA from Pocillopora meandrina, 5196 nucleotides. The record is from the annotation of a GenBank genome assembly. Lineage: Eukaryota; Metazoa; Cnidaria; Anthozoa; Scleractinia; Pocilloporidae.
CAUGCCCAAAAUUACAAUACCGAUAGUUCGUAUGUAACAUUACCAAUAUUAUCUCAAAAUGGGAAAGAUAACCUUAGAUAUGCUGGCGAAAUCUCCAAGCCAUACAAAGAAAAGAAGAGAUGAAACUGUGCAACAAUACGUGCGGAGGUUGACCCACUUGUAUUUUUCAGAGAAAAACAUCGAUGAAAUUGUAAGUUUGUUCGACUAGCGGAUUGAAAAUCAGUGAGCUUAAAUUUUGUAUUCCACAGAUAUCCUUCUCAUUCAAUCCUAUGAGUUAGAUAUUCGACCCGCAGUCAUGGACAAAAAUAGGCUUUCUCGAGGUCAGGGUGCUCACAAAGUUAUUGAUUCGUGGGUGGGAAGUUUUCAAAUGAUUGUAAGCUAUGAGUUUUCAUAAAGCUUAUGUUCACUCAUAGCUAGAGUAAGAGAUCUUAUAAACGUUUUACAGUCUUAAUAUGCAGCAAAACUGUGUGAAAUACAUAUUUCUGGCAAAACUUGCUCAUAAAACUGUUUUCAAGUUUAGAAUAUCGAGCGAAAGAUAAAAUUUUGUAAUUUAUAUCUCACACUGUUCAUAAAACUACUGUAUGACAGUUGUCUACAUACUUGGAAUACUGUUUGCAGGAGUGAGGAAAUUCUUAGAUGUGAUCAGUGUGAAUUUACAGCGAUUUGUUGUCUGUUUUGAUAUUGCAGGAUAAUCUUCAUCACUGUCGAAAUCUAUCAGUUCUCUACCUUUAUGACAACAAUAUUGCAAAGAUCAAGAAUCUUGGUUUUGCAACCAGCCUAACACAUUUAUACCUUCAGAAGAAUGAGAUUACUAAAAUAGAGGGACUAGACAAUCUUAGGAGAUUAACAAAGUUGUAAGUAUCUCUGUGCUUACUUACCCUGGGACAGUAAUAUUAGUAGGUAUAUGGUUGAGCUGUUCCAAUUUAAACUUUUUUUAACUAAGAGGUGUACACAGUACUGCUUAAAAAAGUAGAUGCAGAGUCCCCUUUCUUGUUGGUGGUAAUGGGUCGUUUUGCCAACAAUUCGUUUUGCCAACGGUAGUUUCGCAAAUGUCUCUGGUCAGUUCACAAACGUGUAGAAGUUAGUUAUAAAUGUUAUAAACAUUUACAUGUCAACCUGGGUUUAACAAGAAUUGAUUCAGAAUACCACAUUAUUGACACAUUGUAUGCAUAAAUUGCUGGAAGUGAAAUAUCACAGCUUAUUUCUCGCUAAAGUAUAUUUCAUAAUCAAAUGGACAGUUUUUAUCCCGUGUCUUGGUAGUUGUGGACCUUCCUUCAAAGAGCAAAACUUCCUGAUAGAACACAACAACAGUAAGACUUGUUUCAUAUUCAUUGGUAGAUUGAUUUGUGGGUUACAGCUACUGUACAUGCAACACGCAAAUGCUGUGAUAGAGCAAAAUCAACUACAAAACUGUAUGACCUUAGCUAGAGGGUUAGUUUGUAUGCUCAAUGUUGAUAUCUCAAAUCUACAAAGUGUGUGAACUGACUUCUACACAUAUAAAUGCUAGUAACAUUUGCAAAUUAAACUGACUUCUAAACGUUUGUGAACUGACUUCUACACAUUUGUGAACUGACUAGAGACAUUUGCGAAACAAUCGUUGGCGAAAUGACUCAUUUGAAAACAACCAACAUUCUUGUUGGCAUGCAUUCUGUUGCACAAGUCAACAAAAAUCAAGGAAAAAAAAUUGAUGUUAGUGCGUGGCAGGGAGGUCCUGGAGUGAGUUGCUUGAAAAGUAAGGAACAUCUCACUCAAGAGCUCCCCAUGGUGUGCUGACAUCAUUUUUCCCCCUAAUUUUUAUUGAGAAGCACUAGUCUAAAACAUAGAUUAACAGUCCCUUGAAAUAUGCACAAACUGGAGCAUGCUUCAAUUAGAGCUUCUGGGAUAAAAAGGGAAAAUUAUACCUUAGGACCCCUCCCCUGAACUGAAGCAAUCAGCCCUAAAAAGAGCAGUGGUCAUUACUAGUUGCAAUCAAAAGAGCAAAACUCUUGUUCCAAAUUCUGUUUUCAUUUUAAGCUACAAGAAUUGAUUUUAUAAAUUUCACUUAUUUUGAUAAAAUUUGCAGGUACCUUGGUUCUAAUUCCAUCACAGUUGUGGAGGGGUUGGAGAAACUGGAAAGUCUUCGUGAGCUUCACAUUGAAAAACAAAAUCUACCUCCUGGUGAAAAGCUUCUCUUUGAGCCAAGAUCACUUGAAGCUCUUUCUGUGAGUACAAAAAUUCUUAACAGUUAAUUAAUAGUUUAUCACUGACAGUAAUUGGGUUGAACCCAGAAGUGAACAGGUGAUCAUGUGUAAAUAAAUUAAAAAUAACACCAUUCAUGCAGUAAUUAAUACUUUUCUUUUAACAGAAAUCACUAUGCGUGCUGAAUAUAUCUGAAAACAACAUAGAUUCUGUGGAGGAGCUGAAAUGUCUCAAGAACAUGACACAGUUUUUCACAGAAAACAACUGCCUCUCAGAUAUGAAGGUGCGACACUUCUUAAUAAUAUUUUUUCCUUGUAAAAUUUUCUCCUAGUAUUUGUAAGCAAGUAUAAUCCUUUGUCCAGGAGGUACUUACUUCCAAUGUAGAUGGAUUGCUUUUAGAUUUGCAUAUUAAAUUUCCUUGUUGAAUACUAGCCAACCACAGCUGAACACAUUGUCAUAAAAUUGUAUGCAGUUGACCCUAUAGCAUGAAGAAGGCUUGCAGUAUGCAGUCAAUAUGGUUCUUUCCACCUUAAAACCCUCUAUCUUGUGAAACAAAUGAUUACAUCUAACCCUUAGAGCCCUAAGGGGUAAGGACUAGCAUCUAAUUGCUAACUUACAAUGUCACCACUGAAUCACACAUUAAGGUCACAACAAUAAAUGAAAUAAUCAUCAACUAAAGAAGCUGUACUUUUUCAGCACCUUAGGUAAUGUAUAGAGAACAGUAUGGAGAAUGUGCAUACUGAUUUUAGGGUGUAAAGUAUUUAAUAAAAACAAAUUAAGUGUAUUUACCAUGAUGAGUAACCACAACCCUUUUUGUGAUAUUGUCCAUCUAUUAUGCUUGAGAUGGCACAGGAAUUUGAGAAAUACAUUACCUGAUGUUUAAUUUGUGUAUUUUAUUCUGACUGCAAAAAAGCUCCUUAACCAACUUAUUUAAUAAACUUAAAUCUUUUUUUUUUGCAAAAGGAGCUUUCAAGAGUUUUUGCAUCUUGGCCAUCACUGUGGAGGUUAGAACUGACUGGAAAUCCUAUUUGUAACAAGAAAAAAUACAGGGACAGGGUCAUUGUUAUGUCCAGGUCAUUAGGUAAGUAAAGGUGCAAGGGAAUUUCCUUGGAAGAGAUAUGAUUUGUUUUCCCACCACUUAAACUAUUUGUCUGUAAUCUUAUACUAACAUACAAGUUGCUUUCAACCACAACCAUGUAUAAACGUAUUGUCUAUACUCCAAAUUAAUGAAGCUGCUUGCUGAAAUUUCAAGAGAGAUGGUGCAAAGGUAGCGUUAAGUAUUGAGUGAUUGCAGGUGCAUAACCUCAGAAGUGUCAGAGGGCUUUACCGGACGAUUAUUAGCUAAAGAUUCAAGCAGCAAGCGCCACUCUUUCAUCCUGCAAAUUUCACCUGCUGUUGGUGCUUAGUGACCACCCUGAAUAUUGAUAAUAAGACCAAGAGAAAUGUAAAGAAUUUAUUUUUUAAUCAUACAUCAAUACUUGUCUGUUUUUUUAAUUAUAGUUUCUUAAAUUUUGUUUCAAUUUACAGUUAUGCUUGAUGGCAAGGAAAUCAAUGAGACUGCCAAACGAUUUUUAAUGAACUGGAAAGCCAGCAGAGAUGCAAGAAGGAAACAGAGGAAACAGCUGCACUUCCUUGAAGGGGGAGCAUCAAAUCUCAUAUCGGAUUCAUCAAAUGCAUUUUCAAGUAUACCUCCUCUUCCACCCAUUCAGGGGCUACCAAAUGCUGACGGGGAAUAUAUGAUAAACCCUGGAGUAAAUCCAUUACUUUAUGAAGGAGUUGUAGCCAGUGGAUCCCAGUCAUUAGCACUACCUAGGGGCACAAAACCAUUUGCAGCUAUAAUGCAAGCAAGAGCUCCAAACUCAACACUUUUAAACAGGAAACCUGCAGAGGAUGUGUCACAAUCAAGGUAAGCAGCAUCUCAAAGAUUGUCUUUGGAAAUUCUUUUGGAUCAAUGAACAAUAAUUGCACACCUACCCCUCCCUUAACCCUACAUUAACCCUAGUUUGUUAUCAGUUGACUGUUAUUGUGUUAAGGGAGGGGUAGGUGUGUAGCUGCUCUGACACUGACAAUGAUCCUUGCUGUCACUAAUUUGAAGAAUUGAUGUGGAUAGUGUUCACACUGGUUAGACUCACCUGUAAGACAAUGUGUGUAUUAGAUUACCAAGUUAUAGGGAAUAAAUUAAUAUCAGUAAAGAUCCACAUUUGAAAAACAAAUAUAUAUGACACAUUGUUCUUUAGGGGUAAUUAAGUACAGGUUGCACAUUAGCAUCUGACACAAGAUCCAAUUUUUACAUUAAUAGAUAGACAAUUUUGUUUAUUAAUUUUCUGUUUUAUUUUAGGUUUCCAAACAUCUUUGCGCCACCACGCCCCAUCAUUUCCGAGUCAAACUGGGACACUGACAGUGAUGUCCACAGUGGACUACCUGUGCCACUACAGACAUAGUGAAUUAUGGACAAUAAAGAUUUCUGAAAAUUCUAUACGUUUUGGUUACAAAAAAGAUAAACACUGUUAUUGGUAACAAAUUGUCGAAGCAACAAAGUGAACACUUGGAGAUAAAAUCUUCAAAACUGUUCUUUUUUUAAUUCAGUUGCCUAAUACAAUAUUAUUAUGAUUAUUAGUUCCAUAAAGGUUUGUAUAUACGUGUGAAUCAUUAUUACUAAAUUAUUGCUAUAUUAUUGUAAAGUUUUGUACAUUUGUGUGAAUCAUUAUUGCUAACUUAUAUUGUAGAUUAUUGCUGUAUAACUAGAGCCAUAUUCAAGAUUGUUGCAACCUGCUGUAAACUGUAAAUAAGUUUGUAUAUACAUUGUUGAAUAUUACUUUUACAUGUUAAUAAUAAUAACAGAAUAUAUUUAUUUACUACUCUGAAUGCCAAGAAAAGCACAAGAUUGAGUUUGAGUCUAGAGUUGAAAAGACACCAAUUUUGAUACAUGAUAAAAAAUUAUUUCAAGAGUUUUUACCACUUCUCACUUCCAUCUCACUUGCUGAUUGGGGAAAUUAUUAUAUCUAGUUUUUAUCACAC